AUGGACCCCGCCGCUCGUCCACAACCUCAAGUCCAGCCUUGUAGAUACAAGGUUGGCAAGACGCUAGGAGCAGGCUCCUACUCUGUUGUCAAGGAGUGUGUCCAUAUUGACACUGGCCGCUACUAUGCCGCCAAGGUCAUUAACAAGCGCUUGAUGGCGGGUCGCGAACACAUGGUUCGCAAUGAGAUCGCCGUCCUCAAGAAGGUCUCCAUGGGUCACCAAAACAUCCUCACCCUCGUUGACUACUUCGAGACCAUGAACAACCUCUACCUCGUCACCGAUCUUGCCCUAGGAGGCGAACUCUUCGACCGAAUCUGCCGAAAGGGCUCGUACUUCGAAUCCGAUGCCGCCGACCUCGUUCGCGCUACACUCUCCGCUGUCGCUUACCUUCACGACCAUGGAAUUGUCCAUCGCGAUCUCAAGCCCGAGAACCUGCUCUUCCGCACCCCAGAGGACAAUGCUGACCUUCUCAUUGCUGACUUUGGUCUUUCGCGAAUCAUGGACGAGGAGCAGUUCCACGUUCUUACUACAACUUGUGGUACUCCGGGAUAUAUGGCUCCCGAAAUCUUCAAGAAGACGGGACACGGCAAGCCUGUCGAUCUUUGGGCGCUUGGUGUCAUUACCUACUUCCUUCUCUGCGGUUAUACCCCCUUUGACCGCGACUCCGACUUUGAAGAGAUGCAGGCCAUCCUCAACGCCGACUACAGCUUCACCCCGAUCGAGUACUGGCGCGGCGUCUCAAGCCACGCCAAGGACUUUAUUCGGCGCUGCCUGACCAUUGACGCUACCAAGCGCAUCACAGCUCACGAGGCCCUUCAACAUCCUUUCGUCGCAGGAUUUAUCAAUGCCGAGGGCGAGAGCCAGAACCUGCUGCCCAACAUCAAGAAGAACUUCAACGCCCGCCGGACCUUGCACGCAGCCAUCGACACUGUUCGUGCUAUUAACAAGCUCCGUGAGGCUCAGAAUGGUCUGAUGGACGGCGCUCGAUCCAAGGAGCCCAACCGCGGUGCUGCACGACAAAUGACGUGGUCAUGGGCAACACGGGGGCCUCCAAUGUCCCAUCCGCAUUGCAACCGGGCAACAACGGGAACCGCAUCAUCGAGACGUCCAAGGGCCUCUGGAGCGGACCCGCCAUGA
This is a messenger RNA of Fusarium vanettenii 77-13-4, 1137 nucleotides long. RefSeq lists its product as uncharacterized. The coding region runs from base 1 to 1137 and encodes 378 amino acids. NCBI's taxonomy places the organism in Eukaryota, Fungi, Ascomycota, Sordariomycetes, Hypocreales, Nectriaceae. Gene Ontology annotation, biological process: cellular response to oxidative stress; protein phosphorylation. The record is from RefSeq and is a predicted model, not a curated record. The transcript has 3 exons. Gene Ontology annotation, molecular function: ATP binding; calcium/calmodulin-dependent protein kinase activity; calmodulin binding.